Messenger RNA from Nematolebias whitei (Rio pearlfish), 998 nucleotides. RefSeq names its product transmembrane protein 204 (gene tmem204). Lineage: Eukaryota; Metazoa; Chordata; Actinopteri; Cyprinodontiformes; Rivulidae. The transcript has 3 exons. The record is from RefSeq and is a predicted model, not a curated record. Bases 28 to 708 code for a protein of 226 amino acids.
GGAGAGGUGGCGGGCGUCAGGCGUUGCAUGGCCGCGCAGAGGCUGGUGACGGCAGCGGUGGUGGUAGCCCUGCUCUCACUUGUCCUGAAUAAUGUUGCAGCCUUCACCACAAGCUGGGUCCUUCAGACUCUGGAAGAUGGACGUAAGAGGAGUGUGGGACUGUGGAGAAUGUGCCCCACUGGAGGGGAGCGGGGUCGUGAUGACCUCCAGGCUGUCAGUAAAGUGCAAGGGACACAUAGGCAGUGUGAAAGCAUCGGAUGGGGAUCAGAGUACGCAGGCUACCAAGAAUCUCGCAGCACUGUUAAAUUGCAGUUUAACAUGAUGCGAGCGUGUAACCUGAUGGCGACAGUGGCCCUGACUGCCGGUCAGCUGAUCUUCCUUCUAGGCUUGAUGGAGCUGCCCUUCAUCACACAGGAAUCCCAGUGGUGGGAGGAGGCCAUUGCUGCACUCUUUCAACUAGCCAGUUUUGUGCUCGUCAUUGGGCUGGUGACCUUCUACAGAAUUGGACCCUACACACACCUGUCCUACUCCUGCUACGUGGACAUAACAGCUUGCCUACUGGCCACGAUUGCCGCAGCCAUGCUCAUCUGGAACAUUUUACACCGGCGAGAUGACUGCCUAACGCCUAGAGUUAUCAUCAUCAGUCGCUCACUGGCGUCACCUUUUAGCCCCCGUCUGGACAACGAGUACGUGGAGUCGCCUUGUUGAGCCUUGAUACGUCACAAGUAAAGCCAGCACGAAGUUACGGCCUGAAGUUACAAGACUGCUCUAAAUAACUCGCCUUUCACCCCAGCUGGAUUGAGACGCCUACGAGGAGAAGACGUGCUUGUGGCUCCACAAGAGCUGGACAAACUUUUAUCUGCUACACAACGUUCCUCCUUCUUCUGGCUGUAUAAAUAUAUCAGAUUUAUUUUGCUAUUUGAAACACGGGAGUCACAUAUUUAUGAAAUAAAUCUAAAGCAACCAAAAAGUUACAAACAUAUCUAUAUUGUAUGAUG